Messenger RNA from Pseudophryne corroboree (corroboree frog), 3258 nucleotides. Its product is annotated as FXYD domain-containing ion transport regulator 6-like. NCBI's taxonomy places the organism in Eukaryota, Metazoa, Chordata, Amphibia, Anura, Myobatrachidae. The transcript is spliced from 8 exons. Gene Ontology annotation, cellular component: membrane. The coding region runs from base 337 to 621 and encodes 94 amino acids. Gene Ontology annotation, biological process: regulation of sodium ion transmembrane transporter activity. Gene Ontology annotation, molecular function: sodium channel regulator activity. The record is from RefSeq and is a predicted model, not a curated record.
AACACAUCUGAGCGGAGAGGAGGUGGAGUAAGAGGUUCUUAUGUUGACUACAGAUCUUAUUUUAAUUAAAGUGCAGAAUUCAUCCACCUUGAGAGAAGCCUUUCUAUCAGUCACAAGGAAGACAACAGGAGGCACUUUGAACACCCUCCCACCGCUGGUCCACAAGUAAGACUGAGACUCUCCCUCCCUCAUAGGAUGUGCCAUUAACCAGUACAGAGACGUCUGCUCCCAUCGUUAUCAGAGCGGUCACAUACAGGCAGACUGCUCGCACAGCACAGCACAGAGUACACUACCUGCUGACUGCAUAUUCAGGGAACAGCGUCACAACAAGGGCUCAUGGAGGCUGUUGUGAUUCUCCUGUGUUCUGUCCUGGUACCAGCACUAGGUGCCAGUGAUGAAAAAAGUGAGCCAGAUCCAUUUCAUUACGAUUAUAAAAGCCUGCGGAUUGGAGGACUGGUCUUUGCAGUGGUCCUCUUCACAUUGGGGAUACUACUGAUUCUGAGUAGGAGGUGCCGAUGCAAUAACCUUAACCAGAAACAAAGGGCACCAGGUGAUGAAGAAGCUCAGGCUGAAAACCUUAUUGCCUCAAACGCCCAGGGAACUCAGAAAACAGAGAACUGAAGACAAUCUGACCCCUGGGAAUAACAGAGAACAAACUACGCAAAAACAAAAUAAAACAAGCGCUUCACCUACUAUUACCACCCAUCCAGGCCUACCCUCUCCACCAUGUCAUGCGUCCGCGCCGCGCUGGAUGAUGUCAUCAUCUUAUUUACAGAUCGUUCUCAGUGCCGUCUGUGUUCUUCACUUGUAAUGUCUUAGCACUUAUUAUGCGGGUGGUGGUUUCCCUGGAGAUGUAGAAAGUGUGGCGAUAUCAGGACCCUUAAUGCUGUGGCCAAUGUUUGGACCCUAUAUCCGGUUACUGAACAUACUGCAUUACUACAGUGACUGUCACUGGCCGCAACAAAUACAUUUAUCACAUAUCUUCUGAAGUCCUUUCUUCACCCUCACUCUGUGCACCUCCUGGUUUAUCUAGACCGGUGUGUAAGAUUUUGUCUAUUUCUAUAGGAAGUUGUGUUGGUCAGAUCACAAUUGUGUUUGUGCCUUAAAUGUUAUUGUGUUAGUAAAUCCUGUAGAGCUACGUACUUUGGGCCUGAUUCAGAAUGACGACACACAGAGUAUGUUUUGCGGACGGACCUAGUGAAUGGUUGCACUGCGCAAGCUCUCGAGCCGUGCAUACGCAAUUUUGGGCAAGUACAGGAGACUCUGAGGUAAAUUUACUAAGGUGGGAACUGGUGAUGUUUCCCAUAGCAACCAAUUAGCUUCUAUCUAUUAUCUUCUAGAAGCAGAUAGAUAAUUGUUAAGCAGAAUAUGAUUGGUUGCUAUAAGCAACAUCACCAGUUCUAAAAAAAACCUCCCACCUUAGUAAAUUUACCCCUCUGAAUUGUGCGUAUCUCAGCCGUGUCACCACUUGUGGUCAAAUGAGUGUUGCUGGGCAGCAACUGGGUGUUUGCACGUAGACUAAGGGGGACAUGUACGAAGCAGUGAUAAAAGUGGAGAAGGGAGCCAGUGGAGAAGUUGCCCAUGGCAACCAAUCAGCUGCUCUGUAUACUUUUAAAGUAUGCAAAUUAGAAAUGUUACAUCAAUGCUGAUUGGUUGCCUUGGGCAACUUUUCCACUGGCUCACUUCUCCACUUUUAUCACUGCUUAGUACAUCUCCCCCUUAGUGUGUGUUGGGGGAGUGUUAGCUUAACACUUAUACCGCUAAUAUGACUGUCGCAAAUGCGAGUCGAUAGUGAUGACAGCUGCUUUCACAAGCGGACGGUUAGUGGCGGUGCGAUUGCAUAGAAGCAGACAACUGUGAUAACGAGCGAAGAUGCGCAUUUAUUUAUGACCACACAGUGCUGUCUGCUAAAGCGCAAAUCUAAAUCAGGCUCUUUUUGUGCCCAGCAUAUAUGGCUAAGUGUGAGUAGUAACAUGUAUCUAGCCACUAACAGAGCACUCUAUACCUUUUAUCUGCAGAUCACUGUGUAAGUAAUGUAAUGAUAAAAUCAUAUACAGAACAGAUCUCUCACAGGCCCUGAUGUAAUAGAGUGUGAGUUGUCUGCCAAUUAGCCCGUAGAUAUAAAGCGGCAAUUAUUUAAACUGCAAAACCAGGUUGCUUUUGCCUUAUAAAUUGUUGCCACUUUAAAUAACCAGAAUUUUGCCGUUUCCUGCAACUUGCAGUCUGUUAUGCAUGGGCCACAAAGCACUGCGAAUCAUAUACAGAGUAUUAUACAUUGUUUGUGUUUAUUGUACGAGAUCUAGUGCACACACUCUGUUAUAAUGCUCUGCAGGCUAUGGGGGUCAUUCCGACCCGAUCGCACGCUGUGCUUCUUCGGGUUGGAACUGCGCAUGUGCUGCGCCCGCUUUGCGCAGGCGCGUCGUUGCCCGGCGACGGCCGUCACCAGGCAGCGACGCCACUACCGAAGAAAGCGGUCGCAGCGGAGACCGCAAGAAGAUUGACAAGAGGAAGGCAGAUCCGGGCGGCAACUCACCGUUUUCUGGGAGUGAUGAGUCCAACGCAGGCGUGUCCAGGCGUUUAGAGGGCGGAUGUCUGACGUCAAUUCCGGGACCUGCAUCGCUGGAUCGAUCGCACAGGGUAAGUAACUCAUACCCUGAUCUUCUUUUACAGGAAACUUUUUUUGCACAGCCGGGCUGCACAAGCGUUCGCAGCCCUGCUAUGCAGAAAUACACUCCCUCAUAGGAGGCAUCUAGUUGAUCGCACGGGCAGCAAAAAGUUGCUACGUGCGAUCAACUCGGAAUGACCCCCUAUAUAAACUGCAGCUGCAGGGGAAUUUAAGCAGCAAAAGCCUUCCUAUGGAAUUAGAACACACCUGAGCCUGCGUACAAAACGACACUAGGAGCAAUGGAAAACACACAUACGGUACACAACAUAAUGAAAUCCUGUGUUGUUCUCUGCAAUCAGACUGCCCCUCUCUCCUUCUCUCUCUCCUCUCUCCCCUCUCUCCCCCUCUCUUUCCCUCCCCCCUCGUUCUCUAACUGCCUGACCCCUGUGCAGACAUGGUUGUCUUUGUAGCAUGUUCUUACACAUUCAGAUGUAACAUUUCUGUCUCCUGAAAUCUGAACCGAUCUCGCUGUGAAUCUGGGGCACCCUCUGCUCUUCUUUAAUUGAACGCUACAAUCUUUUUUUUAUUUUAUUGUGUACGUAUACCUAGUGAUGUCAAACCAAUGUGAAUAAACUUGUAUUUCUAACCCUCCA